GCAGUCACCUACUAACCGCUCUCCAUUAGUGCACAAGUCAAAAUAAGGGGGCGUACCCCCCAUAAGCCCCAUGGCAAGCAUGGACAUCAACGAGGACUACGUAGAUUCUGAGAACUUCUCUCUUGAAUCUGAGAACAUCGGAGACCCUGAAUCACCAACGGCCCCACUAAAAAGGAAAGGAGACAUCGCACACGACGUUAGACCGAAUCCCAGAUUCUCAGACCUUUUCAACAGCCCAGCCAGCGGUGCCCCAAUCAUCAUCCAAUUAAUCAGCGAUCCAUGCUCGUUCCGCCCCUGGAACUUCACAGUCAAGAAAAACUUCAUCGCCGGACUUAUGACACUAAUUGGCCAAGUGAGACCAGGGACAAAGUGGACGCAGCGUGGGGAACUCUACAUCUACCCUACUUCAAACAAACAAAAAAACCUUCUACUCCAGCAGACACAAGUCAACGAACAUGUAAUAUCCUGCUCAUUAUGCAAAUCGGAGCAAGAAGUUAAAGGUGUCAUGUACAAUGUGCCGCCGAACAACACGGAGGAAGAACUACUAGACCUUCUGUCCAGCCAAGGUGUCAUCAAAGUAAAGAGAUUCUCAAAUCUCGGCCCGAACGACGCCACGAAUAUCUUACCCAUGGUAACACUAUUCUUUAAUACCAAAACUCUACCACGGGAAGUCACCAUCGCUCACGAAAUAUUCACCGUCAAAAAAUACAUCCCAAGACCAUCGCUCUGCCGGAAGUGCUGGACUUUUGGCCACCCAGAAGAAGUAUGUUCAGUACCACCAGUUUGCAGAAAAUGCGCCAGCACACAUGAAGAAGACGCCCAGUGCAAAUCCCCCCAAAAAUGUCCAACAUGCUCAAAAAGUGACCACGCAGCAGGAACAGCAGCCUGCCCCAUCUUCGCAAACAAACAAAAAAUCAUCAAGUUCGCGUAUGAAAACAACAUGUCAGUUACGGAAGCCGGCAGACUCCACUCCGGCCCCACGCCCGUGUCAAGCAGACGGCCACCGGCCUACCAACACACCACCGAAGACGCGUCAAUCCGACAGAAAAUCGACAGCCUCAAAAAGAAAAUCGAAGAAAUGCAGAAAACUGCCCAGAAACCAUCUACUCCACCCGAAACAGAGACGAGACUCCAGAUUGUUGAGAAAGAAAUCUCAUCAAUGAAAAUCCAAAUGGCACCACUACUCAAACUAGAAACGCAGAUGUCAACCGGAUUCACCAGCCUCGACAACCGUAUGACCAUGCUCCAAGACAUGCUGAUGAAGGACCUAAAUGACCGAGCUGCCCGACGGAAAGAAAAAGACCAGAUGAACAGACCAGAACAUCCAAAGGAUGGAACCCCCAAAGGAACCAUCCAAACCAAAUCGUCGACGACAAGAUUCGAGCCACCCGGAAAAAUUAGGAAGUCAUGACCCCCCCACUCAAGAUACUUCAAUGGAACGCUAGAGGACUCUAUAAAUCUAGAUUGGAAGAAUUCAAAAACAAUUUACGAUUCCACAACCCUC
This is a messenger RNA of Daphnia magna, 1504 nucleotides long. RefSeq lists its product as uncharacterized. The coding region runs from base 71 to 1411 and encodes 446 amino acids. NCBI's taxonomy places the organism in Eukaryota, Metazoa, Arthropoda, Branchiopoda, Diplostraca, Daphniidae. The transcript has a single exon. The record is from RefSeq and is a predicted model, not a curated record.